Messenger RNA from Daucus carota subsp. sativus, 870 nucleotides. Its product is annotated as dof zinc finger protein DOF4.3. Gene Ontology annotation, biological process: regulation of DNA-templated transcription. The transcript has a single exon. The record is from RefSeq and is a predicted model, not a curated record. Bases 1 to 870 code for a protein of 289 amino acids. Lineage: Eukaryota; Viridiplantae; Streptophyta; Magnoliopsida; Apiales; Apiaceae. Gene Ontology annotation, molecular function: DNA-binding transcription factor activity; DNA binding.
AUGGCCAAUCCCAGUUCAGAGAUGGAGCAAAACCUCAGGUGUCCUAGAUGUGAUUCAGAGGAAACUAAGUUUGCCUACUUUAACAAUAACAAGACCUCUCAGCCUCGUUACCGUUGUAAAAGCUGCAAAAAGUUGUGGACCCAUGGUGGGAAAGUCAGAGACAUCUCAUCAAAUGGAGAAGAGAGGAGGGUGAACCGUUCUAGGGAUUCUUCUCCAGCAAUUGUUUCAUCAGCCCCACCACCGCCACCACUUCCGUCAAGCAUGACAUCUGCUGGUGGAAUCAUCAAUGAAACCGGAAGGCUGAACCUGACCCGCCCUCCACCAAAUCACAAUCAGCCUCCGCUUAAAUUUGUCCGUAUGGACAUUCAGAACUUAUCAAUUAAACCUCUUGAGCCUCCACAUGAUGUGGGCCAAAACAAUAUAGUUCAGCAGAACCAACAGGUUUUGAUAGAGAACUAUAGUCAAGGCUUCCACGCUCAACAAACACCAAGUAAUCCCGGUAAUCAGUCUUUCCUUAAUACCACCCAUUCCUCUAACUACAUAGAGCCCAAUAUCAAUACUUUUGGGAACAACCCAAUUGGUGGUUUUACUGGUGGUCCAUCUGGCUCCUGGGGUUGGUCCUCUGCCCCUGUUCACCUUUACAUAGAGCCAACAAAUGCCCACACUUUUGGGGAGAAUAACAACGGAAUGGGGGGUCCUAAUAGUAAUCCAUCUGGCAUGUCCUCUAGUGCUUGGUCGUCUUCCCCUCCCAGCUAUUAUAUUGAGCCCAACAAUGCCUGGAACAACAACAACCCAAUGGACGGUUCUGCUCGUGAUCCAUCUGGCUCAUCCUCAGGUGCUUGGUCCUCUAGAGCUUGGUCUUCUAAUUAA